Messenger RNA from Scutellospora calospora, 540 nucleotides. Lineage: Eukaryota; Fungi; Glomeromycota; Glomeromycetes; Diversisporales; Gigasporaceae. The record is from the annotation of a GenBank genome assembly.
AUGCAUAAAGACGAAGAAUCAAGUAAAACUACAAGAGAAAGCGAAUUUGUCUUGACAGAUAAAUCGUCGGGUGUGUCAUGGAUUUUACCUACUCCCAUUAAAUCCGAUGGAAAAGUACAAGCACAACCAACGUCUGUUGAAAUACAUUCUGAUCCGGUGCCAGGUUCCCGUGAAGAAGAUGAAAGUGGAAAAGGAUUGAAAGUAUUCGAUCCAGCAUUCCAAAACACUGCUGUCGCAUAUUCAAAGAUUACAUACAUUAAUGGUGAUACUGGAGCUUUACGCUAUCGUGGCUACCCGAUUGAGCAACUGGCGGAAAAGUCCACUUACCUUGAAGUUGCCUUUCUUCUUAUUUAUGGCGAACUUCCGUCAAAACAACAAUACGCAUAUUUCUCUCAUGAAAUCAUGCAUCAUACAUUUGUACAUUUCAACGUAUCUGAAUUAAUGCGCCAGUUCAACUAUGACGCCCAUCCCAUGGGAAUGUUUAUCAGCGGUAUUUCUGCCAUGAGUACUUUUCAUCCAGAUGCUAAUCCGGCUUUAGAA